Messenger RNA from Colletotrichum destructivum, 1345 nucleotides. RefSeq names its product Putative pyridoxamine 5'-phosphate oxidase, FMN-binding split barrel. Gene Ontology annotation, molecular function: pyridoxamine phosphate oxidase activity; FMN binding. The transcript is spliced from 2 exons. Gene Ontology annotation, biological process: pyridoxine biosynthetic process. NCBI's taxonomy places the organism in Eukaryota, Fungi, Ascomycota, Sordariomycetes, Glomerellales, Glomerellaceae. The coding region runs from base 277 to 1071 and encodes 264 amino acids. The record is from RefSeq and is a predicted model, not a curated record.
UACGUCUUCCAUUGGCGUUCUUUCAGCCCCUCAUUUCCCCGAACCAUGAUCAUGAGAGUCGUGAGAUCAUAAACACUUAUUGGAGAAAUCACCUCACUUUUCGGGUUUGCCCCCUUCCUAUUGCCGCUUUUCCAUCGCAACCUGCGUGAAAUCACGACAACGCCUCGCACACGUCGUACGCACCAAGCUCAUCGUUUGCCUCUCUUUGUCACACAUAUCAGUAGAAGGUGUUGGCCGACCAUACGGCUUGCCAGCAACAGCCGAAGCAAGUAUCCCAUGAGGCCCAGCUUAGCCCAUAGACUGUCGAGAUCGCUCAGAAUGGCUCUUCACCCGGCCCCCGAGAGUAAGAAGCUCAUUUUCGCCCCCGCCGGCUCGGCCCAGAACACGCGCGCGGACCAGUUCACGCUCGCGUCCCUGUCCCGCGCCUCGCUGCACCCCUCGUCACCCAUCCCCCAGUUCCACGACUGGUUCACGACGGCGCAGCAGUCUCACGCGGUGCCGCACCCGGAGACGUGCACCCUCUCGACGGCAUCGCUACCUUCGGGGCGCGUGUCGGCGCGCAUGGUGUACCUCAAGGAACUUGACGCGCGCGGCGGCUUCGUUGUUUACACGAACCUCGGCACCUCGCGCAAGGCGGCCGACCUCGCGACCAACAAGCACGCGAGCUUGACCUUCUGGUGGGAGGCGUUGCAAAGGCAGGUCCGCGUUGAGGGUGUCGCCGGUCGCCUGAGCCCCGAGGAGAGCCAGGUCUACUUCGACACGCGCGUCCGCGGCAGCCGGCUAGGCGCAUGGGCCAGCAGGCAGAGCCAGGUGCUGGAGCCGCGGCCCGGCGUCGCGGGCGACGGCGAGGACGACGGGCGAGCACAGCUCGAGGACUGGGUGAGGGAGGUCGAGGAACGGUUCGAGGGCGAGGAGAAGAUUCCCGUGCCGGACUUCUGGGGCGGCUUGCGCAUCGUGCCGGAGAGGAUCGAGUUCUGGCAGGGCAGGGAGAACCGGCUGCACGAUCGCUUCGUAUACGACAAGGCCGAGGGGGAGGGGGAGGAGUGGAUCAUUAACCGGCUGAGCCCUUAAGCUUGUCAAGUGUUUAGGACCCUGACGAGGGCUUUGGGCCCUGGCCGUUGACAUUGUCGUUGCCGUCAUCGUUUACAUGCAUUCAUGAGGUUGGUUUGGGGAAAUGGUGCAUUCGAGCAGACGGCAUCAGGUCCUCGCCGGGACACACAAGGACAGACAGUUUGCAGCGAGUCACGGAAAAAUGUCGGUACAUGACCGUAGAUGGAUGGAUCCAGGUUUGGAAGUGCAAAAUUUUGAAUGAUGUGCCUUUGCAGGACAACAUUACCAAAUAGGA